AAGUUUUCUGGACAAGCAAAAUUUAGGCAAAAAAAAAAAAAAAAACCAACAAAACAAUCCAAGGUUGUGAAAAUGGCGAAUAAAUCCAUGGUUCUUGCUUCAUCAUUCACCGGAGAAGCCUUUGAGUCCAUCGAAUUCGACGUUUCCGACUCCGAUUCGUGGGAGGUCAUCGAUCCAUCCGAUUCCGACGAUGGUAACUUCUCUUAUGGUGACGUCACCUCCGAUAGCGACGAAGUUGGGGCAGACGUCGGUGAUCGCCUUCAACAUCCUUACGGAUCUCCGUUGUCUGAUAUAUCUAUGCAGUCUCUGGUAGAUGAAAUCAGUCAUCACUGCCAGGAACUCAAAGACGCAUGUGAAAUUGAUCACAACCAUCAAGUAAUCCAUGACAAGGCCAUCGUGAAAGAUGAUGGUAUGAUCGACGGUGAAGAUGAUCCAUACGAUGAGGAUGAUGGUGAGGAAGAUGAAGAUGACGAUGACGAUGAUGAUGAUUCCGAUUUAGACGACGAACUGGUGCCAAAAUGGGUGAACAACAAAUUCGAAAGGCAGAGGAUGAGGAAAUUGGGGAAAAGAGAUUAUCCAAAGAUGAAAAGAUCAAAACGGAUUGCAUAUCAAUACAACAGGCCUGGAUGUGUUCAUGGGAAACAUGGCUUAGGAUUGAAGCACAAUCUCAUCUGGUAAAGUUUCUUCGAUUUAGAUGCCUUUAAUUCGUGUGUAUCUUGUGCUUAGAUUUGAAUGGAAUCGAUGAUCAUAUCCAUUGAUUUCAAUUGUACAGCAGUUAAUUAGGGGUAACGGAUUGUUCUUACAUUGAAUUAGGGUUUAGAAGUUGGUUUGAUUUGAUUCGAUAACAAGAAAGUCAAAGCAAUCUCCUCUUAACCAAAA
Messenger RNA from Cynara cardunculus var. scolymus (artichoke), 879 nucleotides. RefSeq names its product nuclear polyadenylated RNA-binding protein 3-like. The coding region runs from base 73 to 678 and encodes 201 amino acids. The record is from RefSeq and is a predicted model, not a curated record. Lineage: Eukaryota; Viridiplantae; Streptophyta; Magnoliopsida; Asterales; Asteraceae. The transcript has 2 exons.